AUGUCUUGGAACUGGAACAGCCACGGGUUACCGUUUUUACCAGGAUACACUUUCCGGGAUGUAACGAAAUCUGCCUUCCAUCGAUCCCAGACACUGGACUACAGGAAUGGUUAUGCUCUGCCCCGUCGCCCUACUGUAGGAAUUGGACAGGAUCCUCUGUUAUCUGAGGAGUUGAUCCAGCAGGAAAUCAGUGAGUUGUCCUUUGAGACACCAGACGUUACUUAUGGCUCCUUUGACCACAGCCAAUAUGAAGACUUCAUCCCAGCUCAUGUGGCCCUUGACAAGAAGGUGCUGCGCUUUAAUGCAUACUUUGAGGAGGAUAUUCUGUUCUCCCCAGAGGAGGAGUACCGUGUGCGCCCUGUGAUCAUUUACUACUACCUUGAGGAUGACAGCAUGUGCAUCAUUGAGCCCGCAGUGGAGAAUUCUGGGAUACCACAGGGAAAGCGGCUCAAACGCCAGCGUCUGCCCAAGAAUGAACGUGGCGACCAUUACCAAUGGAAAGACCUCAACCUUGGUAUCGACCUGAAGGUGUACGGGGUCAAGUACCACAUCAUACAGUGUGAUGUUUAUACAAAGGAAUUUAUGGAAAGUGAGGGCAUAAUUCUGAAUGAACCUGAGCAAAUGCCAGUGGAUCCUUACAGCAAACAUCGCAAAAACUUCCAGCCUUCCUUCACAACACCCUGUGAAUACGACCGCAUGCAUCAGUUUCUCACCAUGGAUCGCAAGGUGCUGCGUUUCUUUGCUCUGUGGGACGACUCUGACUCUCUUUAUGGGGAGACCAGACCUGUUACCAUCCAGUAUUACCUGGUGGACGACACAGUGGAGAUCAGAGAGGUCCACGAAUCAAACAGCGGCCGAGAUCCCUUCCCCGUCCUGAUGCGCAGACAGAGGCUUCCCAAGAAAAUCAAGUCUGAGAGCUUCCCCACCUGUGUGCUGGAGGUCUCAAAAGAGGAAGUGGAUGAAUUUUACUCCCCCAAAGACUUCCAGGUCGGUCAAACGAUGAAGCUGUUGGGACGUCGCUUCUUGCUGUGUGACUGUGAUGGCUUCACUAAAGACUAUUUCCAGAAAAACCACCCAGGUGUGACAAUUAAACCCAUAGAGGUACCAAAGAAGGUGGACAUGCUUAAGGAUAGGAAAAAGGAGGUUCCUCCUUACAAUGGCUUUGGUUCACUUGAAGACUCUCUCCAGAAUUGUUUGUCUUUAAUUCCCAAGCCUCCCAAAAAGGACGUGCUAAAGAUGUUGGAGAACGACCACAAAGUGUUGCGCUACAGUGCCAGGCUGGACUCCAUCAUUCCUGCAGAUGAGGGCCGACGUUUUAUUCUGUCCUACUUCCUUUCCAAUGACAUGAUGAGUAUAUUUGAAAAGCCCACCCGCAACUCUGGUGUCCUCGGUGGCAAAUUCCUGGAAAAGACAUGCAUCCAUAAGCCAGGCUCUACUGUGGAACAUCCUCAGUUCUACUCACCUGCAGACUUUGCUAUUGGAGCUACUGUUGAGGUUUUCGGCCACAGAUUUGUGUUGACCAAUGCCGACCACUAUGUGCUGGCAUACCUCGAGUCCAUCUCAAGCCAGAUUCCUUCUGAGACACUGGUUUCUCUUCGCCAGAAGUUCGGUGUUGAGACCACAAGUGACCAGCCUGCUGAGCAAAACGGUGAGAAUAAUAUCGCAGAGCCAUCUUCAUGA
This is a messenger RNA of Scomber scombrus (Atlantic mackerel), 1680 nucleotides long. It is a transcript of the gene efhc1, whose product is annotated as EF-hand domain (C-terminal) containing 1. The record is from RefSeq and is a predicted model, not a curated record. NCBI's taxonomy places the organism in Eukaryota, Metazoa, Chordata, Actinopteri, Scombriformes, Scombridae. The transcript is spliced from 10 exons. Gene Ontology annotation, cellular component: mitotic spindle; axoneme. Gene Ontology annotation, molecular function: alpha-tubulin binding. The coding region runs from base 1 to 1680 and encodes 559 amino acids. Gene Ontology annotation, biological process: mitotic spindle organization; mitotic cytokinesis; cilium-dependent cell motility.